CUAAUUGAAUUCAAUUCCAGCUGUUUGUGUCGUGCCUUCGCGGUGUGUGCGCGCGUUAUUUGUUCCGAUCUCUAUUCGAACAUCAAGGGGAACAUAGGUUUUCUAUUAGAAAUAAAAAUAUUUGUAGUUUUUGUUCGGUCGGAAUUAAACCGGUAACAGAAGAAAAGAUAUCACAUUUUUUACGUAGAUGGAAAUGAUUCAAGAAGAUAGUUACGAUUGAUUUCGGAGAUAUUGGUUGAGAUUCUGCAGAGUGCGGGCAAUUUGAAGCCCAUAAAUUUGUGCAGUUAGUUUAACUAAUCAUAGAGUAGAAGAACUCAGAUAAAACUGGACACUAACAUGAAGAAUCACGGCAACAAUAUGAACUACUUUACUGAGUCAUCUGACGAUGAUGACGAAGAAACCAUGUUGAUCAAAAAAGUUCAGCAGGACAACAAACUAUGGGACUCAUUCCAAGAUCCACCGGUGCAGCAGACGUCCGGUUCAGCUGCCAGUCAGGAGUAUCUGAGUGUGUUCAUCAAAUGCCUCAAAGUGUUUACGUACAUCUUCGUCUUCCUGGUGACCUUGGCCGCUGCUUGCUUCUCCAAAAUGUCCUUCCUGUUGAUGGCGGCGAACAUAAAAGAGGGAGUGAAAAACAGAUACUGUGACGUCCGGCAACCAGACAAACAGUUCGAGGCUAUUAUUCCAACAGAGCAACGGAUCGGGUGGAUGUGGGCCAUCAUCAUCUCGUUCACCAUUCCAGAGGUUGGCACAUUGAUUCGUUCUGCCCGCAUCUGCUUCUUCAAGAACAUUCCUCGGCCAUCAUUCGGUCAGUUGACCGCAGUUGCCCUCAUGGAAGGUUUCCACGUGACCGGUCUGGCCAUGUUGGCGUUCCUCAUCUUUCCCAAUCUGGACUCGGUGAAGGCAGUGAUGCUAACCAACUGUAUCUGUUUAGUGCCGGCAAUUCUUGGACUUUUUUCACGGUCUUCUGCGGAAUCGAAGUUGCCAUUCAAGUACACAAUUGACGUGUUGGCAAUCAGCGCUCAGUUGACGGGAUUCGUAGUUUGGCCAAUGCUGAAUAAUUCAUUUGAGCUGUGGUUCAUUCCGGUGGCUGUAUUCCUAAUUUCGUUUCACUGGUGGGAAAAUUACCUUUCACUUAAAAGCUAUUUCCGACCAUUGGCCACGUUGGCCACCAUCCGGGAGAAGCUGACGGAAUCUCGUUACUGCACCUAUCUGUUCAUAUCACCGUUCAAAGUGUUGCUCUUCAUGGCAGCCGGAGUGUAUCUGUCCGGCCAAACGGUGCCAGAUUUUUUCGCCAUGUUCAACGCCGGCUGGGGAAACCACACCAUUGUGGUCCGUGAGAUGGAAGCGAUCCUAAACGAGAAAUUUCCUGAUCUGAGUUCGAUAACGUCUGACCUGGAAGUGCUGGAGAUUUUUCCCAACAAAAAUGCAGUUCUUUGGAUUACAGUCACCCAUGUAUUGUGCUCCUACAUUUGCUACAUUUUCAGCAAGUUUUCCUGCAAAAUUCAAAUCCAGAGUUUUUCAAUGGCCUUUCCUAUCAACCUUUGCGUUCCGGUUACAGUUACUCUCCUGCUGGUAUUCUGCGGGCUACGUGAAGCCGAUGUUUGCUUCUUCAACGGAAUUCUUCCAGAUUAUCUGUUCUUCCGGAUGCCUCCAAUCUACUACUUGUUCGAUUACGUUAUAAAUGAGUUCUCUUGGCUUUGGUUGCUGUGGCUGCUGUCACAGACCUGGAUAACUCGACAUCUGUGGAUGCCGAAAAGCGAUCGCAAUGCAUCCACCGAAAAGCUGUUUGUUACCCCAAUGUAUAACAGUUUGUUGGUGGAUCAGAGCGUUGCUAUGAACCGGAGACGGGAAGAUCAGGAGGACUUUGUUAAAAAGAUUGACAUGAUCAAGGUGAAGGAUACGGAGAAAGCAAACGAAAUCGAUGCUAAGGCGAAUGAACGGAAGAAUGACACGAUCAAACCCUACGACAGAAUUCCUCAAAUUUUCAUCUGUGCUACUAUGUGGCACGAAAAUAAGGAGGAAUUGAUGGAGUUCUUGAAAUCCAUUUUGAGGCUUGACGAGGAUCAGUGUGCUCGUCGGAUGGCCAUGAAACACAUCCAAGCGUCUAAAGAGGAUAUCGAUCCAGAUUAUUAUGAUCUUGAAACUCACAUAUUCUUCGAUGACGCCUUCGUCAACGACAAGUCCAAAUGUGAAAGUGCUAACGAUUCUCCUCUAAACUCCUACGUGAAGGCGCUUAUAAACACCCUCGAAGAUGCAGCCCUGGAAGUGUACAAAACCAAGAUGCGUAUUUACCCGCCAACCAAAAUUGUAACUCCAUACGGCGGUCGGCUCAUAUGGACACUUCCCGGUCGGACCAAAAUGAUAGCCCACCUCAAGGACAAAAAUAAAAUCCGCCACAAGAAACGUUGGUCGCAGGUUAUGUACAUGUACUACCUCUUGGGGUACAGAAUCAUGCAGCUGAACACCUCACCAGAGCGGAAAAUGGUUAUCGCUCAGAACACCUACCUUCUCGCCCUGGACGGUGACAUCGACUUCCAACCGAAAGCCGUUUCCUUGUUGGUGGAUCGUAUGAAAGUAGAUCCGGAUCUGGGUGCCGCCUGUGGACGUAUUCAUCCGGUUGGUACCGGUCCCAUGGUGUGGUACCAGAUCUUCGAGUACGCAAUCGGUCAUUGGCUUCAGAAGGCAACGGAGCACGUUAUCGGAUGUGUACUCUGCUCCCCAGGAUGCUUUUCUUUGUUUCGGGGUCGUGCACUGAUGGAGAACUCGGUCAUGAAGAAGUACACCACCAAGUCCGACCAGGCUCGUCACUACGUCCAGUACGAUCAAGGGGAAGAUCGAUGGCUUUGCACUUUGCUUCUCAAGCAGAAAUUCAGAGUUGAAUACUCGGCUGCUUCGGAUGCGUACACCCAUGCUCCCGAAGGGUUCAACGAGUUCUAUAACCAGCGUAGACGUUGGGUUCCGUCAACUAUUGCCAACAUUUUUGAUCUUCUGGGAGAUGCCAGCCGAGUUGUUAAAACCAACAACAGCAUUUCGAUGCCGUACAUCAUCUACCAGUGCAUGUUGAUGUUUGGAACGAUCCUCGGACCCGGAACAAUCUUCCUUAUGAUGGUCGGUGCUUUGGUUGCCGUAUUUCGCAUUGACAUUUGGACGUCUUUUCUUUGGAACGGUGUACCUCUCGCGGCAUUUAUGGCAAUAUGCUUCUGGAUGAAGCAGAAGUAUCAACUGAUGGCAGCCUUCUUCAUCUCGGCCAUCUACUCGUUGGUAAUGAUGGCUGUGUUGGUCGGUAUCAUCAUUCAGGUCAUGGAAGACGGCAUUCUUGCUCCGUCUUCAGUAUUCUUCAUCGCCGUUGCGCUGCAAAUAGUGGUCACGGGGCUGCUACACCCACAGGAAAUGGAAGCUCUCCCCGCUGGGCUCGUCUACUACAUCACCAUUCCUUCCAUGUACAUGUUGCUGGUGAUCUACUCGGUGUUCAACAUGAAUGACGUAUCGUGGGGAACACGUGAGAAUCCCGCGGAAGCACCGAAGGCUGCUCCAGCGCAACAGGUGCCCCAAGGCAAGAUGCACAAACUGAUGGGGUACUUACGGUCCGGCGAUCAAGAAGACGAAGGCUCGAUCAACUUUUCCGUGAGCGGACUGUUCAGCUGCCUGUUCUGUACACAUCCGAAGUCCAGUGCAGAAAAACAACAAAUGGUAACAGUGGCCACUUCAUUGGCUGAAAUGAAUACCAAGAUGAAGGAUCUGGAAAUGAAAUUAACCGGCACCGUUACCGUAAUGAGAUGCUCCGAUGACGAGGAUGACGUUGAUGAGAUGAGCUGCCUUGACAUGCAUCACAGGCGCCAGGAAGGUGGCUCACCGACCGGGGUUUCCUCUCCAAUCCAAGUCAAGAAUUCCGAAAUGGAGGAGCCCGAAAAGCAAAUCAAUUACCUACCAGACUGGCUAUAUGACGUGGACCUGCGUAACGGCGACACGGAAACCAUCUCCGCCUCGGAAGAACAAUUCUGGAUUGAGCUGAUCGAAAAGUAUCUCAAACCACUGGACUUGACCGACAAACAGAAAAGCGAAAUGAAGUCCCAGCUGAAGAACCUGCGCGAUCUGGCCGUGUUCGCCUUUGUGAUGGCAAAUGCUCUGUUUGUGUUGGUCAUCUUUCUGCUCCAGUUGAACAAAAAGGACCUGCACAUUCAAUGGUGGUUCAACGCGAAGAACACCAUCAGCUUCGAUGAGAGCACCGUUGAGAUUAUCGUCCGGCGGGAGUAUCUGGAGAUCGAACCCAUCGGGUUGGUGUUCGUGUUCUUCUUCGGAAUGAUCCUGGUGAUCCAGUUUGUGGCAAUGUUGAUGCAUCGAUUUGGAACGAUUUCGCAGAUUUUGGCGUCCACGCAGCUGAAUUGGUAUUGUUCAAAGAAGGCGAAGGACAUGUCUCUGGAUGCAGAGUUGCGGGAGAACGCAGUUGAAAUCGCGCGACGGCUACAGCGACCUAAACCGCAAUGGGAUGAAGAAGAUCUGGAAGAUGAUCAAAAAGCGAUUGGAAGAAGGGAUACGAUUCAUAGGAUUUUGUACCAACACAAGAAUAAGCAAGAUUGGAGUAAUCUGGAGGCGAACUUCAAGAGGAACUACUACAAAGAUGGUGAUCUAAACUUGGGAGGGCGAUUGACGUUGAGCAGAAAGACUCUGAAUGUAUUAGACACAAGAAGAAAGUCGAUGGCUGAACAGAGAAAAAUUCGAAAGUCGAUACUUCGGGGUCAAAACCCUUACGAUACGGCAGGCGACUUGUGGUACCAGGGUAGUCCUGAUAAUGAAUUGAAUCAGCGAAAGAACUCUUCUCCACCAGGGUACAGUGGACCGGAGAGAGGUCGCAUGUCGAACGGUAACCGAUACAAUCAAUCACCAAACUUCCAAGGAAACAACGGCGGCAGAAUGAACUACGCCUACCAAAUUGAUGAGGAACUGGAGGAUUACUCUGAAGAAGAAGACACGGUGGAGUUUGAGCGUCCGACGCUGCAAAUGGAAAUGACCGAACGACCGACGCCCAACGCUAAGAGAAAGAGCAGAGUGGCAUUUGCUUAGAAAGUAGUGUGUUUUCCAAAUUAUAUCAAACGAACUAAUUUGUCUGAAUAAACAAGCAGAAACGUUGGCGUAAUGUUGAAAAAAAGCGGUAGCGUAUAGUCAAGCAACUGCAGUAAAAAUACACUUUUCCAAAUAUAAACCUUCAUGGCAGUUUAACAAAUCAA
Molecule: messenger RNA, 5225 nt
Organism: Armigeres subalbatus
Lineage: Eukaryota; Metazoa; Arthropoda; Insecta; Diptera; Culicidae
Product: chitin synthase chs-2-like
Exons: 9
Coding region: 337-5061 (1574 amino acids)
Cellular component (GO): cell septum; cell periphery
Molecular function (GO): chitin synthase activity
Source: RefSeq, a predicted model, not a curated record